This is a messenger RNA of Verticillium nonalfalfae, 1167 nucleotides long. RefSeq lists its product as uncharacterized. Gene Ontology annotation, molecular function: oxidoreductase activity. Lineage: Eukaryota; Fungi; Ascomycota; Sordariomycetes; Glomerellales; Plectosphaerellaceae. The transcript has 5 exons. The coding region runs from base 1 to 1167 and encodes 388 amino acids. The record is from RefSeq and is a predicted model, not a curated record.
AUGCAUACCAGUCCACAAGCAUAUGCAAAGAUUGGUUACGAUGUUGACGAGGCGGCGUACUUGCAACGGUCGAAGAUCCGGCAUGCCACUGGAGGCCUAGCUACCACCUUGCCUGAAGGGUGGCCUGAGGCCUUGGAUGGCCCUCUCGUUUGGGGCGCUGGGGACCUAAUCAAAGAGCAUGAGUAUGUGCAUUUCCUCACAGCCAAGGACAAGCUGGAGAUAGCGGAUGCGCUCUGUGUCUUCAAAGAGUACGGCCUUGAUGGCAAUGAGGUCUCCAGAGGAACAUUUCCAUUGCCCAGUCUUGGCCUCCGUCUCGACAAGGUGUGCGCGGAUAUUUACGAGGGUCGAGGAUUUGCCAUUGUCCGUGGUCUAGAUCCAGACGAAUACUCGGUCGAAGACCUGACCAUAGUUUACCUUGGCAUCUCGAGCUACAUCGGUGAGCGGCGGGGGAAGCAAGACCAACGUGGCUCGAUGUUGAUGCACGUUAUAAAGCGGAACGAUGAAGGUCGCGAUGUUCAAUAUAGCGAGGACAAGCCCUUCCACACGGACACUGUCACGGACUGCGUCUGCUUGUUUACGCAAAGCCUCGCUAACGCAGGUGGACACAGUGUAAUCGCGUCUUCUUGGACCGUUUACAAUGAGCUCGCUGCGACUCGGCCCGACCUGAUUGAAGUUCUGUCUGCCGCUGACUGGCCAUUUGAUACCUUCGGUCGAGAUCCCAAAUUCUACCGCCGCCCUUUGCUGUUCUAUCACCAUGGCAAGUUGAUCAUUUCCUUUUCGCGCCGCCUUCUGGUAGGUCACGAACCGUUCGAUGCCCGCACCCCCGGCAUCCCAGGCCUCACAGAAGCCCAGGCUGAGGCCUUAGACGCUGUCCAUAUCAUCGCUCGUAAGCACGAGAUGAAGCCACGCAUGGAACGCGGCGAUCUUCGCUUCAUCAACAACAUGAGCAUCCUGCACCGCCGUGAGGCUUUUGAGAAUACCGCCACUGCUUCUCGUCACCUUGUUCGAAUCUGGCUCAACAAUGAGAUGAUGUGCUGGAAACUCCCACGAUCUCUACGUCUCGCUUGGGCGCGUGUUUUCGAGGAUGAUGAGCGGGAAGAACACUGGGAUAUCGUUCCACCCAUGAAAGACGGCAAGGUUCUGCGUGUCGCUGGUACUUGCGACUGA